Abrus precatorius (Indian licorice) is the source of this 1944-nucleotide messenger RNA. Its product is annotated as pollen receptor-like kinase 5. Gene Ontology annotation, molecular function: ATP binding; protein binding; protein kinase activity. The record is from RefSeq and is a predicted model, not a curated record. Gene Ontology annotation, biological process: protein phosphorylation. The coding region runs from base 1 to 1944 and encodes 647 amino acids. The transcript has 3 exons. Lineage: Eukaryota; Viridiplantae; Streptophyta; Magnoliopsida; Fabales; Fabaceae.
AUGGCUCAUAAAAGAACAUUAUACUAUUGCCUUCUCAUGCUCUCUAUGUUGUCCAUUUGGUUUGUGCCAUCAUUGGGAGACACAGAUGCUCAAAUUUUGAUAAGGUUCAAAAGUUCCUUGUCCAAUGACAAUGCUUUAAACAACUGGGGGAAUGAGCCUAAUUUGUGUAAAUGGGUUGGUUUAUUAUGCAAGCCUGACCAAACAUUUUAUGGCUUGAGACUAGAGAAUAUGGGACUAGGUGGGAAGGUUGAUGUAGACACCUUGUUAGAAUUGUCAAAUUUGACAAGUUUUAGUGUGAUUAACAAUACAUUUGAGGGUCCAAUUCCUGAGUUCAAAAAAAUGGUCAAGUUAAGUGGGUUGUUUCUUUCCAAUAACAAGUUCUCUGGUGAAAUUCCUGAUGAUGCUUUUGAGGGCUUGAAAACUCUGAAAAGAGUAUUCUUGGCUGAAAAUGGGUUCACAGGUCACAUUCCUAAGUCACUAGCUAACUUGCCUAGACUUUUGGAUUUGGAGUUACAUGGAAAUAGUUUUGGAGGAAACAUACCAGAGUUUCAACAAAAGGUUUUCAGGGUUUUUAAUUUAUCGUAUAACCAAUUGGAGGGUCAAAUACCAGAAAGCUUAAGCAACAUGAAUACAAGUUCAUUUGCUGGCAACGAAGGCCUAUGUGGAGCACCUAUAAGCCCCUGCAACAACACUGGCUUCACGCCCGACAACACUAAAUCUGUGAUUCCCAAUCAAGCUUCUUCAACUCAAGGAAAGGGAAAGAAGCACCUUAUCCUUGUUACUGUCAUUGUAGUGGUGGCUGUGGUUGUCUUGGCAUCAAUAGUAGCACUUGUGCUUAUCCAUAGCAACAGGAGAAAAAGGUUGCAACCCGAAACAUUAGGCAAGCAGGUAAAUUCCCAGAACAAUGCAAGCUUCAAGGAGUCACAAUCCAUUGAUCUGACAAGUGAUUUCAAGAAGGGUGAUGAUGUAGAAUUGAACUUUGUUAGGGAAGGUAGAGGGGGAUUUGAUUUGCAAGACCUGCUUAGAGCUUCAGCUGUUGUUCUUGGUAGUGGCAGUUUUGGGUCCACCUACAAGGCAAUGAUUUUGAAUGGACCAUCUGUGGUUGUGAAGAGGUUUAGGCAUAUGAACAAUAUUGGGAAACAGGAGUUCUUUGAGCACAUGCAGAGGCUUGGAAGUUUGACACAUCCUAAUCUUCUCCCACUUGUUGCAUUCUACUACAGAAAAGAAGAGAAGUUUUUGGUUUAUGACUUUGGUGAAAAUGACAGCUUGGCUAGCCAUCUACAUGGUAGAAAUGGCUCUGUACUAAGCUGGUCAACUCGUUUGAAAAUCAUAAAAGGAGUAGCUAGAGGCUUAGCUUAUCUCUAUGAAAAGUUCCCUGGACAAAAUCUACCUCAUGGUCACCUUAAAUCCUCCAAUGUGGUGCUUGACCAUUCAUUUGAGCCACAUUUGACUGAGUAUGGACUUGUGCCAGUGAUGAACAAGAGCCAUGCUCAACAGUUCAUGGCAGCAUAUAAGGCUCCAGAGGUGAACCAAUUUGAUAGGCCUAAUGAGAAAAGUGAUGUUUGGUGUUUAGGAAUCCUCAUAUUGGAAUUGUUGACGGGGAAGUUCCCAGCAAAUUAUCUAAGACAUGGGAAAGGAGGGAAUGUUGAUUUGGCAACAUGGGUUGACUCAGUUGUGAGGGAAGAGUGGACUGGUGAGGUGUUUGAUAAGGACAUUAUGGGGACUAGGAAUGGUGAAGGUGAGAUGCUGAAGCUGUUGAGAAUUGGAAUGUAUUGUUGUGAAUGGAAUGUGGAGAUUAGGUGGGAUUGGAGAGAGGCAGUGGCCAAGAUUGAGGAGCUAAAGGAGAGGGAUAGUGAAGAUGAAUUCUCUUCUUAUGUUAGUGAAGGAGAUUUGUACUCAAGGGCUAUGACUGAUGAUGACUUCUCUUUAUCUAUCACCAAGUGA